Molecule: messenger RNA, 1599 nt
Organism: Aspergillus wentii DTO 134E9
Lineage: Eukaryota; Fungi; Ascomycota; Eurotiomycetes; Eurotiales; Aspergillaceae
Exons: 3
Coding region: 96-1235 (379 amino acids)
Biological process (GO): mitotic sister chromatid segregation
Cellular component (GO): chromosome passenger complex; chromosome, centromeric region; spindle midzone
Source: RefSeq, a predicted model, not a curated record
ACCCAUUACACCGCCUGCUUCCCUUUUUCGCUGCAAUACUACACGUCACAUCUUACAAUCCUCCUGAAACCAAUACUCCAACCCAUUCCCUCGCCAUGACUCCAUUGGCAACCAAGCGCAAGUCCCCAGAGGACGACGCGUUUCGCACCGAUGAGGCUAAGACGCCUACGGGCAGUCCUCCCAAGAAGAAGAUGAAAAUCACCAGGAGCCAGAAACAGGCUCUCAUGGACAAUCUGCAGCUUGAAAUUACUGAACGAGCUCGCAAACUCCGCGCACAAUAUGCCCUCCAGGCAAAUGACUUGCGAGCACGAAUUGAAAGACGCGUUAAUCGUAUUCCCGUGGCUCUCCGAAAGGCAAACAUGGGCGAAUUGCUGGAGAAGCAUAGCAAUGCCUCCCGGGCGCAGCUAGAGAAUGUCUCCCCAAAGAAACAUGUCCACCCGACCAAGGGAACGCGAAAUAUCACCACCAUCUCUGUCGACCAAGAUUCCUCUGCUGCAGGAACAAAUGCGCGUAGAACUAAGAAGCAAAGCCACGAAUAUUUCGACAAAGAAAACGCACCUGCUGCAGGUGAACAAAUUGAUGCGCUGAAAAACCCCAAGAGACGCGGCAAGCCCGGUGCUGCUUCUGGUACUUCACGCGUGGUAUCUCAGGAAGUAAGAGGACCGGACUACAGAAUCCUUUCUCCGAAAUCAUUGAAUUCGAGGACUUAUCCGCAGUCCCCGUUCCGUGCUUCUCCCGGCAAGCCGCAGCCUUCCUAUCUCUCCCGGCCCAUGUCGCCGUUAAAGCCGACUAGUCCCCUCAAGGCAACCAGCGCCAGCCUGUCGGUCGAUAACGCUCGCGCCCGAUCAAAGGCAGCAGCAGAGAACAGGCCAGCCUCCCAACAAUCGAAGAGGCCUGUUAGCAGAGCUGCGACCGGAGUCAAGGGCAUUAGAUCGCCUCUCUCACGACCCGCUACCCGCCAAGCUGACCGCAAAAACAGCACGGGCACCGUCUCUUCCACAGCGUCCUCUGGGACAACCGUUGUCAAGCCAACGCGCACGGGUACAGGUGCCAGGAAGGCAACCAAUGCUUCUACCACCUCAAGCACGGUAACCAAGAAGACAGCCGCCUCCAGAGCCCAGGCCCCCACUGCGGCUGCCAAAAGAAACACCGCUUCACAGACCAAGAAGACUACUGCCCCUUCAGGAGGUGAAGCUCCCACAACAGGGCGUAGAGUCUUGCGCAAGCGCGUGUAGAUUCUCCACGUUUUAAAAAGGAGAAAUGGGUUUUUUAUAAGGACUAACGUCGCAUAACCAUGGACUUGGUCAGUCCACACUGGAGUAGUGGGACUUUUUUUUUUUUUUUCUCGGCGAGGAGUUAAACCAUACCAAGGAUUGGUGUUUGUUUUUUUAUAUGGGAGUCUCAAGUGUCUGCAUAUUUUUGGGACGGAUUUGGGCAACUGCUUUUUCUGGAUUAUUAUUUUCUGACCGGUUUUGACAUCGGUUUCUGCAUCAUUUCUUGACUAUCGUGUGGGCUUCGUUUCGUAGAGCUUUGAAUUGCUCUUUUAUUCAAUCUUGAUCCAAAUCGGACUUUUUUUGUGGGAUUACAUGCAUUUAUCCA